Sinocyclocheilus rhinocerous is the source of this 3400-nucleotide messenger RNA. Its product is annotated as protein Wnt-5b. Lineage: Eukaryota; Metazoa; Chordata; Actinopteri; Cypriniformes; Cyprinidae. The coding region runs from base 977 to 2068 and encodes 363 amino acids. Gene Ontology annotation, cellular component: extracellular region. The transcript is spliced from 5 exons. Gene Ontology annotation, molecular function: frizzled binding; cytokine activity. The record is from RefSeq and is a predicted model, not a curated record. Gene Ontology annotation, biological process: cell fate commitment; neuron differentiation; canonical Wnt signaling pathway.
GUAAAGAUCAUCUCUCUUAUAAAAACUAAUUACUACAACUUUAUUGGCUGACUAAUAGGAGCAGUGGUUGGGACACUAGUCCAAGUGUUCGUCAAAUGAGAACGCGCUGUUGGAGGACUGUGGUUUCUCUCCCUCCCCUGUUCCGAAGCUGGAGAGAUGGGGAGGGCAGGCCCAUGAGUAGGCGAUGCACAAACUAGUCAAAACUCAGUCUUUCACCCCCCUGCCUGCGGACUGAAGCAGUCGCUAGAGUUUCUUCGUCGUCUGCUUUUAGUGCUUUCUGGAAGCACCAGGGUUUUAGGUUAAAAACCCGAGCAGCCUCUGGAAAGAAAAGAGGGGGGAAGUUUGAAAGGUUUCCGUGUUUCCUGCGCAAAAAGGAGGAUUUAAUGCAGAACUUAAGUUUUAAGCGCAAAAAAGUUGUGAAUGCAUGAGCUCUGUGAGGUGGACUGAUUGACUCCAGACUGCUUUUGUCUGCUAAUUUCUCUAAUAAGGAGGAAGAGUCUUUUGUCUCUCCUGUUGCGCACCGCGAGCGCAGCGCGUUUGUUUGCGCUCUUGUCAAACUAUUGAAUGUUUAAUUGACACCUGUUGUGUGACGUCGUAAUACUCUGUAGCCCGGUAAGUGUAUCAAAAUUGUUAGAACUUUAUCUCGAGUGAUUUUCGCUGAACUUUUUCCCCCCCGUAAUGGACAGCGCCGGACUGUUUUGGAGUAUGUUCAUGAGGUGAAUGAAACAGAAAAACCCUGGAAACGCACAUGCCAAGUUACAUUUAUCGGAGGUGGAAUUGUUUCAUAUUUUCUGAAGUAACUCCUACUUUAUAUGCGCUUCAAAAGAUCAUCGCGUAGAGCAGAAGACCAGGUUCAGCUGUCAGGAUUUCAGCUCUGGAACUUUGGAGGAACUUUUGGAGACCUACACUGAACGGAUAGAUCGAGAUCUGCAAACAAAGGAGGCUCUUCACGUUUCCAUUUCUUGGACGAGGAAGGAUGGAUGUGAGAAUGAACCAAGGACACCUACUUUUGGCAGUGACUCUCAUCUUCUGCAACUCACAGCUGCUGGUGGUCGCCAACUCAUGGUGGUCAUUAGCCAUGAACCCCAUCCAGAGACCGGAGAUGUACAUCAUUGGAGCACAACCUCUGUGCAGCCAGCUGACGGGCCUGUCUCAGGGUCAGAGGAAGCUCUGCCAGCUCUAUCAGGACCAUAUGGUUUAUAUCGGAGAGGGGGCAAAGACGGGCAUCAAGGAGUGUCAGUAUCAGUUCAGGCAAAGGCGAUGGAACUGUAGCACGGUGGACAACACAUCUGUGUUCGGCCGCGUCAUGCAGAUAGGCAGCAGAGAAACAGCUUUUACUUAUGCCAUCAGCGCAGCGGGUGUCGUGAAUGCGGUGAGUCGGGCGUGCCGUGAGGGUGAGCUUUCCACCUGUGGCUGCAGCCGAGCGGCUCGUCCCAGAGACCUCCCGAGAGACUGGCUAUGGGGCGGCUGCGGGGACAACGUCAACUACGGCUACCGUUUCGCUCGGGAGUUUGUGGACGCCCGCGAGCGUGAGAAAAACUACCCACGUGGAUCUGUCGAACAUGCACGCACGCUUAUGAACGUACAGAACAAUGAAGCCGGGAGAAUGGCAGUGUACAAUCUGGCCAACGUCGCAUGCAAGUGUCACGGAGUCUCCGGCUCAUGCAGCCUGAAAACCUGUUGGCUCCAGCUGGCCGACUUCCGCCGUGUGGGAGAGUUCCUGAAAGAGAAGUACGACAGCGCCGCCGCCAUGCGCAUCAGCCGACGAGGCAAGCUGGAGCUGGUCAACAACCGCUUUAACCCCCCGACGAGCGAGGACCUGGUCUACAUCGACCCCAGCCCGGACUACUGCCUGCGUAACGAGACCACCGGCUCUCUGGGCACCCAGGACCGCCUGUGCAACAAGACCUCGGAGGGCAUGGACGGCUGCGAGCUCAUGUGCUGCGGUCGUGGUUACGACCAGUUCAAGACCUACAAACACGAGCGCUGCCACUGCAAGUUCCACUGGUGCUGCUACGUCAAGUGCAAGCGCUGCACGUCGCUCGUAGACCAGUUUGUGUGCAAGUAGCAGCCUAGGGACGGGACAGACGCCCUGGAGAGGCACUGAGCAAUUAGCGGGAGAGGAACGAGACCUUUAACGGACCCACAGGGGGAACUUAGAGAUAAUUAAAUGUAAAAUGAUAUAUUAAAUAGCAACAAAUUAAAGUAUAUAAAUAAGUGUACGUGUGCCGUUGAUAGUAAUUUAAUGACCUUUUCUGACUCAAGAAUCAAAAGUUGGACGUCAUUGAUGAAAAGGAGGCACCGGUGUGAUGUUUCUUGGCUCAAGCUGUUGUUCUCUCGAUGUUUGAAUUCAGAGAGGCACGAACUGUUUGCUUGUUCUAAAAAGAAGAGCCUAAGCUCUUUAGAGACUCUAGAAAUGGUAGAGAUGCAAAAAGAGGACGGAGAACAACGGCUCGUCGCCCAUCACCUUUUCCAGACCUUUGGCCCGCCGCUGAUUCACCUCCACAAACACACACCACCUUGCCGAUAUCAGAGCUCUUAAGAACCUUGAGUCAGAGAAAUGUGGAAUUAUCGGACAUUGUGUUCCAUGAUGUCAUAAAGAUCCUAUGACAAGAACAGAAUGCUGCCUGUUACCCGUCACACAAGCAUUUCUGCUAAGAAACCUGUAGAGACGUGUGAAAGAUGAAACCAGGAACGUUUUUACCUGAAUUGGAGCGACACGCACACACAAAACUCCCUUUAUUCUUCCAAAAUCAUUCGAUUUGUAUCCUUCAUAUAGGCUUUCAAAAGUCUGUUAUGAACCUUUGAUGCAUUUCAGGGGCUUCCAUACAUCAUAUCUUGGAAUUACAUCUAAUCUGGAGCAGAGAAUAUUGUGUUUGUUCUGUCACUGUCUUUGUCAUUGCUGGAUGAAACGGUUCAAAGCCUCACGGUAAUGAAUGUGUGUCUGGUAAAUGAAAAUAGGAAAAAAAUAAAAAUCAAGGCUACAUGAUAAGGACUGCAAAAACUAUUAUUGUAACCAAAUACUAGUGGUUCAGAUUAUAUUUUAUUAAUUGCUUCUCAUUUUAUACAUCAUAUGUAUUGUUCUGAUUAUUAUUUUUUGAUAAAGAAGCUUUUUUCUGGGGACUUAUAUGCUAGCAGAGAAGAUAUUACUGGCCGCUGGAUGGAUCGGGCGAUCAUAGCCGAGCUCUCCCACUGUCAGGCCACAGAACAGGACAAUAAGAUCUUUUGCUCAUUCAUGAGUGUUUUGGAGGAAAACUACACUUGUAAAUAACAGUCAGUCAGUCAUAUAUGCCAUUAACACUUACGGUCUCUCUCACAUGUCACUCCACAGUUUGUUUGCUGCCCUGUGAUCAUAUGCUUGUUGUGUGUAUUCCCCCUCAUUCAAACCAGUAAUAUUAAA